This is a messenger RNA of Phragmites australis (common reed), 1779 nucleotides long. Its product is annotated as UDP-glucosyltransferase UGT13248-like. Bases 156 to 1574 code for a protein of 472 amino acids. The record is from RefSeq and is a predicted model, not a curated record. NCBI's taxonomy places the organism in Eukaryota, Viridiplantae, Streptophyta, Magnoliopsida, Poales, Poaceae. The transcript has 2 exons. Gene Ontology annotation, molecular function: UDP-glycosyltransferase activity.
UUGAGACACUUGGCCACUUGGGCUUCGCUUCAUCAACCGAUUAUGCCGUGGAAGAGCAAGGACGUCUAUAGAUAGAUACUUGCACUCACGUCUAUACUUCCCAAGAACAUCGCCAUAGCAAUUCUUAAUAUUCUGAUAACAUAUAUCGCAUUCAUAUGACCAUGGCGGGCUCCGACCAAAGCAUCCACGUCCUUCUUCUCCCGUUCCCGGUCCAGGGCCACAUCAACCCGCUACUCCAGUUCGGCAAGCGGCUCGCCGGCCGCAGUGGCGUCCGGUGCACCCUCGCGGCGACCAGUUUCGUCGUCAACUCGACCAAUUCGACCCCCAGCUCGGUCCACGUCGCUGUCUUCUCCGACGGCUGCGACAACGGUGGCCCCGACGAGUUAGGAGGAGUAGGCGGCCCCUACUUCGAGCGGCUCGAGUCGGCCGGGUCCGAGACGCUGGACCACCUCCUCCGGUCGGAGUCGGAGCGGGGCCGUCCGGUGCACGUGGUGGUGUACGACGCGUUCCUGCCGUGGGCGCAGGGCGUGGCGAGGCGGCGCGGCGCGGCGUGCGCGGCGUUCCUCACCCAGACGUGCGCCGUGGACGUGCUGUACGCGCACGCGUGGGCUGGACGGAUACCGCCCCCGCCGGUGCAGCCGGAGGAAUUGCCGGAGCUGGCCGGGCUGCCGUCCCAGUUCCAACUGACCGACCUGCCGACGUUCUUGGCUGACACGAACUAUCCCCCGUGUUUCCGUGAGCUGUUGGUGAACCAGUUCCUGGGGUUGGACACCGUGGACCAUGUGCUCGUCAACUCAUUUCAUGACUUGGAGCCGCAGGAAGCGGACUACUUGGCGUAUACGUGGCGUGCCAAGACGGUUGGCCCAACCGUGCCAUCGGCGUACCUUGACAACCGCCUCCCGGACGACGUGUCCUACGGCAUCCACCUCCACACUCCAAUGACGGCAGAGAGCAAGGCAUGGCUUGACGACCACCCCGUGGGCUCCGUCUUGUACGUCUCCUUCGGCAGCAUGGCCUCCCUGGGCUCCGAACAGAUGGCCGAGAUUGCCGAAGGCCUCUACAACAGUGGCAAGCCUUUCCUCUGGGUCGUCCGGGCAACGGAGACUCCCAAGCUACCUGAUAGCUUUGUUGCCAAGGUGAAGACGAGGGGGCUCGCCGUGCCAUGGUGCCCGCAGCUGGAGGUUCUAGCGCACCCGUCCGUAGGUUGCUUCAUGACCCAUUGCGGAUGGAACUCGACCGUGGAGGCGCUCAGCGCCGGCGUGCCCAUGGUGGCAAUGCCGCAUUGGUCGGACCAGACGACAAAUGCCAAGUACAUCCAAGACGUGUGGUGUGUCGGCGUGCGAGUACGGCCGGACGCCGAAGGGGUGGUGAAGAGGGGGGAGGUGGAGAGGUGCGUGCGGGUGGUGAUGGAAGGGGAAACGAGCAUGGAGUUCCGUAAGAAUGCUUUGGAUUGGAGUGGCAAGGCAAAGAAGGCCAUGAGUGAAGGUGGAAGGUCGGACAUUAACAUCUCGGAUUUCAUCUCCAAUUUUGGGAACCCCAAUGAUCGAUAUCGAUCGGCAACCUUGGGCUUGUAGGGUAUAACCUCGUACAACCACUCACUCCAAUAUAUAUAGGGAUGUAUGUCACGGAUUUCAAUUUCGUUUUAUAAUUUUUUUUAUCAGCGAAAAAAUCGAAAUUUAAGAAAUUUCAUUGAAAUUUUGGUCAUUUUUCAUCUCUUAUUCUGCGAGUCCCUCAUAUUAGUGAUUUUUUUAAAUAAAAUUAGGUAUUUUGUUCAUCACC